Saccostrea echinata is the source of this 1888-nucleotide messenger RNA. RefSeq lists its product as uncharacterized. Lineage: Eukaryota; Metazoa; Mollusca; Bivalvia; Ostreida; Ostreidae. The coding region runs from base 67 to 1137 and encodes 356 amino acids. The record is from RefSeq and is a predicted model, not a curated record. The transcript has 3 exons.
ACGCUUUAUACCAUGUGUUUGAUAUUACAAGGAUAUUUUUAACAAUUUACUAAAUCAGAUUUUACCAUGUUAUCCAUUGAGAGAAGAUCUCGUCCUUUGGCAUUCAUUAUCGUUGUAGUAACCCUUACAUUUGUGUAUCUUUCUUUUUAUCGGAACACUUUUGGAUUUAUGAAUAAUGUUCAAAGGACACCCCCUGAAGACAAUCCAAGUGAAAUACGAGGCUUGAAACCUUUUUUGAAAAAUAAACAGGUUAUAAAUGGUACAAUUAGUUGUCGUGGUAAACAGCAAAAUAUUAUAAAGAAUAUAUUUAGCCGUGAUAAUAAAGGAUGGUAUGAAAAUCGUGAAAUUUGUGACUCUUGUUUUGAAUUUACCAAAGCUACUUUAAAAACUAAAUUUGGACCAACACCUAUCUUUAUAUAUCCAAGAGAUCAGGACAUUUGGGUCUCAACUUCUCUUCAGGAUCGUGGCACCUUUGAAUCUGAAAAAUCGGAGAUCAUGUUCAAAAUGAUGAAAGAUGACCCUGAAUUACAAAUAAUUGAUAUUGGAGCCAACAUUGGUGUUUAUACGCUAAGUUGUGCAAAAGCAGGUCGUAAAGUUUUAGCUGUAGAGGCGUUAGACAAAAAUAUGCAGCACAUUUGCGCUUCUGUGAUGGAAGGGGGAUUACAGAACAAUGUCUACCUCAUCCACAACGCCAUAUCAAACGGACAUGACGUUGUUAAUCUUGGAGUGGAUAAGAGUAACAUGGGAGGUACUUUUGUGGAUGUCGAAUCAAGUCAUAUUAAGGAACUUAAAUUAGGUCGGGCUCAAGGUACAUAUGGCAAAGUUCAUACCAUAACCAUGGAUGACCUUUUAGAACUUCCGGCCAUUAAACAUUUUCAGAAAGUUUUUAUCAAAAUGGAUGUAGAAGGUUUCGAAGCACGAGCAGUUGAAAAAUCUACUAAGUUUUUUGAGAAAAUCAAAGUUGCUGGAUUCGUCAUGGAAUGGGAAUUUCAUAAGGGGCAACCGACUGCAAAGAAAAUAAUUGACUUUAUGACCGCGCGGAAGUUUAAACCACAUGCUGUAAAUCUAGGGAAAGCAGCAUUGAAUCUUGCAGAGAGUGCAAAGUGGGGUUAUGACGUUCUAUGGCUUCCUAGCUAGUUUUUAUUGUGUUAGUGUAAUUAUUUUAUGGGUCCAGAUGUGUACUACAUGGAACUAUUUAUUUUUCAACAAAUCAAUGCGGUGUCAGAUGGAAAUUCAAUCUAGCAUUAUAUACACAAUGUUCCUAGUGAGUUUUAUUCAUUCUUUUAUUGAUUUAUCAAAAGAUUUGAUGUGAAAGCAAUAUCCAAAUAGUGUGAUCAUUUAUAUGAAGAAAUAACUAAUAAGUCGUGCGAGCACUGUUUUCGUAUUAACGUGACCAACGACGUGAAAAAUAUUUCCAUCAAUUCAUUCUUAUAUUAACAUGGAUGACCAUUGCCAUUUGUUAUGAACAAGUUAACUUUCAGAUCGAAAAGGACAAAGUUCCCUGUCUGGAAAAGGAAGGGCUCCUCUGGCUACUUUGUACAAAAAAUAUGUAAAUUCAGCCUACAACACAGUGAUUUUCCAAAUGCUAAGAAGUAAAUUUUGAAUUGUAGCUUUGAAAAGAGAAUGAAAUUACCUGUUUGAAAGUUUCAUUUAUUUUGUUUAUAUAAUGUAUUUAUAUUACAAAUACUUUCGUUUGCGACUAUUUGAACAGCAUAAAUCACGAAGGAUGACUGUUGGAUAGAUAGCCUGUGGUUGUUAGUAUGUGUAUGAUAGAAAGUAUGAAUGGAUAUGUGAAGAAGAACCAUUGAUAUGAAAUGUUUGUUUUGUGUUCAUUUCAGAAAUUGCAUGAUAUUUUGGGGAGAUUUUUUUGUAAUAAAUAUUUUAAGUC